AUGCAUACAUAUAAUUAUGAGAAAAAGAGGUUCGCCGACCCCCCUACUGACUACUACCUCAGACCCUACUACCUGGCCAUGGACUCUAAGACUAAGGACGAUUGCUACUUGGGUCGAGUGGAACUGGAAGUAUAUUACGAAUAUUUGUUGGACUUUAUCCGUGCAAUCUCAUCAUUGUCCAGCGCUUACACCACUGAGACCUAUGGCACCGGGACUUAUAACUACUACAACAGUGGACAGACUAGACGCUGGAGUGGAACCGGUACUUCAAACGGCUAUUAUGGGGUAACUGGCCAACCAGGAACUGGACGUUAUUACUAUGGCGGUACCACUUAUAGACCGGGUGGGUACACAAGCUCCCAGCGCAGUGGGUAUACUAACUACCCGUAUGGCACUGGUAGCCCCGGUUAUGGGGGUCAUACUGGCACCUACCGUGUGUAUGGCACUGGUAGGCCCUUCACAGGUGGAUACUACCAAGGAACUACUCGGGGUCAUUAA
Molecule: messenger RNA, 498 nt
Organism: Oppiella nova
Lineage: Eukaryota; Metazoa; Arthropoda; Arachnida; Sarcoptiformes; Oppiidae
Source: the annotation of a GenBank genome assembly